Chara braunii is the source of this 1129-nucleotide messenger RNA. NCBI's taxonomy places the organism in Eukaryota, Viridiplantae, Streptophyta, Charophyceae, Charales, Characeae. The record is from the annotation of a GenBank genome assembly.
GCAAAGGCAGACACAGGAAAGGCGCCAGACGAAGCCGCCCAAGCAAAGCGCGCUAGGGUACGAGCUCGCCUUGAGGAGAUACAUGAGCGAAGGGAUAGGAUGGAGGCUGCAGGGAUAGCGCCAAGACCACCAGUCGCCCCCAAGACAAGUGAAGAAAGGAUUGACGAGUUGUGGGCCAGGUAUGAGGGGCGGAGAGAGGCAGCUCGCCAGAGGGCACGAGAGACGGGCCAGGCGAUUGAGGGUGCGGACGAGGCGAUAGAGGUUGGGGAGUUGGGGUUUUCUGCUGCCAGGGAGGCCAUCAAAUGGGUGAACAAGGGGAUAAAGCAGACAUCCAUCGAGGCCUUUCAAAGGUACUCCCUGCUUAGUGAUGAGUUGGCUCUCAGGAAAAACGAGGUGGAACAGCUGACUGCCCAACUCGCAGAGGAGAGGGUCGAGAAUAAGGUCAGGCAAACUCGCCUGGAGGCAAAGGAGGCUGAGUGGGAGGCAAAGCUCAAGGAAAUGGCGGCCGCACUGGCAGUGGAAAGACUUGCCGCCACCAAGGUGGUCGACUGGACUGAGCAGAGCAGGUACGACAUCCAAGGCAAGGGGGUGCAAGGGCUGUUUGGCCAAGGGGAGGCAGCAGAGCCAUCUCGGCAAGAGAAGUUGGGGAAGGUAUUUCUAGACCCAGCAGAGGCAGAGGCCAGAAAGGAAGCCAACAGGGAAAGCUUCGAGUUCAAGGCUCCCACUGAGCUGGCUUCACAGUAGGAAGGCCCUGCUUCAGUAGAUACCCCUAUGGAGGCGCUGACCCAAGGACCCCAACCUGCACCAGAAGAGGAGGGGGCGGCAGAGGAGUCACUGGCGAUUCUUCUGGACGUACAUGAGGGAACUCUCGCUGGAGCGGUGGAGUCCCCACAGCCGAAGGCACAAAGGGAGGAGCCGUCACGUCUGGAUGAGUUGAUAGCAGCCAUGGAAGUGGAUACGCCGCCAGAGAGGCCUCAGGGACUGGAGGCCCCAGAGCAAGGGCCAAAGUUGGAAGAAUUGAGGGUACAGCUGGGCUCGUGGGCCACUGGGACUGACUCGGGAGGACCGACUACUGACCAGAGGCAGCAGGAGGCUACGAGCCAGCCUACUAGAGCCGCUACUCCCCAGA